Penaeus chinensis is the source of this 840-nucleotide messenger RNA. Its product is annotated as anther-specific proline-rich protein APG-like. Lineage: Eukaryota; Metazoa; Arthropoda; Malacostraca; Decapoda; Penaeidae. The transcript has a single exon. Bases 1 to 840 code for a protein of 279 amino acids. The record is from RefSeq and is a predicted model, not a curated record.
AUGUCGUUGGUUGACAGCGCGUCGCCGGUGUGGCGAUCGCGUUGGUUUUCACCGUCCAGGACGAUGACACCAUUGCCAACACCUCCUCCGACGCCGCUGCCAACACCUCCUCCGACGCCGUUGUCAGAAGCGCCCCUGAAGUCUCUGCCAACGCCGCCACUGACGCCCCUGCCAACGCCGCCACCGACGCCACCUCCACCACCGCCACCAACACCGCUUUCAGUACUAUUUCUGCAGCUGCGAAAACUGCAACUUACACCCCUUCCAACCCCACCGCCGACACCAGUUCCUACUACCCCCAUCACCGACAACAUCUUUAUUCUACAUUUUCUCUCCAUUUCUGCCAACAACGACAACACCCUUGAAGGCUCCGUUGUCAACAUCAACAAUGAAACGAGUGUCAAAAUCUACCUCAGUGCCAACGUCAAGAAGGCCAUCAUCACCUGUAGUGCCCAAAUUACCUACACCUCUUCCAACAUUGUUGUCACCACAACUGACAGCACUGCCGAAACCGCGACGACCACCGCCACCGCCGCCGCGAACAUCGUCCCUUCCGUGCCACCAGCCCCAGCCAAGAGAGGCACCGUUGCCAACAUGGGCGGUGCCACGCAGGGCGCCGCUGCCAACACACAGGCGACGACAACCCCCCGCGCCCCCGCCAAGAACCAUAUCUCUGCUCCGCCAUCGAGCUCAGACGAAGCUGCCAACAAUGUCAACAGCAGCGGGACUGCAGCUGAGAUCCCUGCCAACACCAUUGACACCCCAAUUGACACCAAUGCCGGCUCCAUUAAAGUUACAGCUGACGCCAUUACCAACACGACCCAGACGCCAGCCACCUAA